Misgurnus anguillicaudatus (oriental weatherfish) is the source of this 1587-nucleotide messenger RNA. The record is from RefSeq and is a predicted model, not a curated record. NCBI's taxonomy places the organism in Eukaryota, Metazoa, Chordata, Actinopteri, Cypriniformes, Cobitidae.
GAAAAUAAUUAGUGUUGUUUGUCUGCUUUUAUUAGAUUUAUUAAACUGCUUUGCACAGUCAGGUAUGUAGCUUUUCUCUUUUUCUUUUCAAACUAAAAUAGAAAUGAAUUAUUAAUGGAGAGUAUAUAGCUGAACACCACUGUAUCUCAUCCAUUUUAUUUUUGUGCAAAAGGAAACUUUCUGAUAUAUAGUGUGCAUUAUAACAAAUGCAUCACAAACAACCUGGAGAAACUUUCUGUCUGUGACCAAAGCGCUGACUUACAACAGUUUCGCUGGAUUUCAAAGGAUCGUAUUUUGAACAUUUACACAAAGAAAUGCCUUGGAGUUGGUAGUAAAUCUGUGGGUAAAAAGCUGCAGUGGUUGAUGUGUGAAGAUGACAAUGUUUUGCAGAAGUGGGAAUGCCAGAGUGAUUUAUUGCUUCGGCUAAAGGAUGAAUCUCUGUAUCUUGCUGUAAAUGAUAAUGGUGUGCCACUCAUCUCUAAAGACACUGGAACAAAGAGUCAAUGGACAAUUCAGGGUACACAGAACAACAUUUGCUCUCGGCCUUAUGAAGAAUUAUACACAAUUCAUGGAAAUGCACAUGGUCGUCCAUGCCACUUUCCUUUCCAAUAUAAGGAUACAUGGUAUGCAGAUUGUACCAUAACGAAUGGCCUUCUUCUAUGGUGUGCAGUGGAGUCUAACUACACCGUUAACAAGCUGUGGGGCUACUGUCCAACACGGGAAACUAACAAUAAAUUAUGGGUGAAAAAUCCUGAAACAAAUGUCUAUUACCAACUGAAUUAUGAGUCAAAACUGACAUGGCAUGAAGCAACCAAGAGCUGCCAGCAGCAGGGUGCAGAGCUCCUGAGUGUUUCUGAGCCUUGUGAACACACAUUUGUUUCAGGUAUGAUGCAGGAGAGACAAAAUUUUCUUUGGGCAGGACUGAUCAAAUCCGAUGGAUUCAGUCGAGGACAGAAGAGAAAAGGAAACACAGAAACAAAACCAGAUGGCACUUGUAGUGCCCUGAUAAACUUUAUAGGUUUUGAAACGAUAGAUAAACCUUGUUCAGAAAAGCAUGGAAACAUCUGCCAAAGAGGCCGCCCUGUCUGCACUGAUCCAAAUGCAAAGCAAAGUUUCUGCAAAAAGAUUUAGCCAGUGAAGAACUGGAAUCCGGGGCCUCAAAGGCUUGCCAUUAUAUCAAAUAAGAUAAUGCACAAACAAAAAAGCAAAGUAAAUAGUAGAAGUAUCCAGUAUGUGCCACGCUUGAUUUUUACCAUUAAGCUUGUAAUCUGCAACAUUUACAUUUAUACAUUUGGCAGACGCUUUUUAAGCUAUACAUUUGUGUUCCCUGAGAUCUAACCAACAACCCUUUGUACUGCUAACCCAAUGCUUUACCAACUGAGUUAUAGACCAUCUAUUUUUCUUUAUUGAAAAGUUAAUUAAAAUGAUUUGAUAUUAUCCUAAUCAGUAUUCAACUUGUAUGAACACACACUAAGUGUUUGUAACACAUGCAAGUAUCUUGUUGGGAUCAAACAGUCAACCAAAAGACAACAUACUGUAUGCUGGGAGAAAGCAUUUCCACUUUCCAUGUUGAAGACCAGCAAACCA